UCCACAGACACAGAAAUGAAAUUGAGUUUGACAGUUGUGUUUUUUAAACACAGCGUCAGUAAACAUUUAGUAAGUCUGUUUUACGGAAAGUAACAUCAUUGCAUGUGGACAACAUGAACAUCAGACAGCUGGAACCACAACAAGCUCAGUAACAUUACCGAAUGCGUUUUUGCUCUGGAAUAUUGACCAACUUCACUAUUUUUGCUAUUAGCAGUCAUUUUUUAGCAAUGCUAAACAACAACAGCGUAACAUAGCUAAUGCAAGCGACAACACUUCCUCGCUCCAGCUAGUUAGACAGGUCUGCGUUAACUGUCAUGGCUGUGGAGGACAAACCUGCCUCCGGAAGAAUGAUAGUCCGACAUCUGAUAAACUUUGGGCUCAAUCCUGCAGCAGUGGCUUAUGCCAUGACUACACUGGGAUCUGGCAUGAUAAACAACAUCUUUAGCUUCUACUAUGUCAAACUCUUUCUCAAUAAGUACAAGAUAUCAGAGGGAGCAUUCCACCAAUCACAAGUGGUGUACAUGGUGUGGAAUGCAAUCAAUGACCCCCUCUUUGGCUACAUGCAAGAUAAUUCCAGGGUGCCCUGCUGCUCUCAGCGACGUCUCUCCAUCCUGUAUGGUGCUCCCCUCUACUCGCUGGCCUUUCUUCUAGCCUGGUUCCCAUGGCAGACCUACGCCCCUGGUGACUGGUUGAGCGGCUUACACUUGAUGGUGGCGCUGUGUGCUUUUGACGGCAUGCUGACUUUUGUGCUGCUGGCACAAUGUGCAUUGUUUGCAGAGAUUUCCAGCCACCAUCAGAGCCGACUAAGACUUGUAAAGUACAACCAGGUAGCUUCUCUCAUUGGUUCCUCCAGUGUCCUCUUCUGUGGUGUGCUGACCAGAAACAUGGAGGACUUUGCGUCCUUCCAAGCCUUCACAGUGCUGAUUGCUAUCCUGAGCUGUGGCUGCAUGCUCUACACGGGCCUCCACAGUGAGAGCCGCUUUGAUAACAAAGGACCUGAUUUAGAUGUAGAUGAUGCUGAUGACCAGACCUCCCAUCAAUCAGCAUUUUCCUUCUCCAUGUUAAAAUCUUUGACGUGGCAAAUUAUGAGCAACAGGGACUUCCAGCUUUUUGUGUUCAUGAACUUCUUCCAGGUUUUUAUGUUAGCUUUCUUUAAUAAUUUUACCAUGAUAUUUGCUGAGCACCUGAUUCCUCCAGAUGUGCUUCCAUCACUGGCCAAGAGCAUUAUGUACGGAGCAGGAUUCAUCUGUCCACAGCUGUUAGUAUUGAGCUGUCAGAGUCAGCUCCACACUCUUGGCUACUACAGGAUCAUCCUCUUCACCUUCUACACAGAGGCUGCAAUGGCGGCUAUCAUGCUCACACUCGGUCCUCAGCACUACUAUAUCCUGGCAUUUUUCCUCACCGUUAACAUGGUCAUAAUCCAAGCAGCCUUCAGUCUUUUUGGCUUGCCUUUGGCUGACAUCAUUGACACAGACCUGCAGAAGUACAAGCGCAGUUCCCCUCUUUCAUCUAUGGUGUUUGGGACGAAUGCACUGUUCACUAAGCCGGCUCAGUCGCUGGCCCCUAUGAUAGUUCUCAAUAUCCUCAACCAGUUUGGAUAUGAACAGCUGAAAGACGCAGGAAGGGAUUCAAAUCCAAGCGCUUCGGAGAGCCUCCACAGUGUCAUGUUCUAUUUGGUGUGUGUGGUGCCCAUGUGUGUCGCUGCUCUGCAAGCCCUUGUGUGGAGGCCGUUUUCCAUGCGCAGCAGUCACACAGUUGACAUAAAGUACAUUGACGGCUAACUUCAAUAUUUUCAGCAUUCAGAGUGAGCUGGUUGAUAUUUUUUUCAGCUGGGAUUUGGGAAAAUUCUUUAUUGAUUAAGUAUGAGGUUAUGUUAAAAGUAAUGUGUUAAUGUCUUUUUCCAGUCACUGAUUGUUACUGUCACUGACUCAACUGCAGCUAAUUUCCUCAGAAGGCAGGUGAAAAAUACUACUUUGUUCUUAAUGGAGGAAUUUGUAAAAUGAAUGUAAAUGGAAAAGUCGCUACAGAAAUUGUUGAGUGGCAUCUUGAAACAGUCAACUGGCAGUUGAAAUUAGGAGUGGGUGUCUUCCAUUAAAAAUAAGAUCCAAUAAAAAUAGUGUUAGCAGCUAAAUGUUAUAGCUCUUGAACCAAGACAGAAGCUGAACAUUAAAUGGCUACUUACUGUA
Perca flavescens (yellow perch) is the source of this 2186-nucleotide messenger RNA. RefSeq names its product major facilitator superfamily domain containing 13a-like (gene mfsd13al). The coding region runs from base 315 to 1781 and encodes 488 amino acids. The record is from RefSeq and is a predicted model, not a curated record. NCBI's taxonomy places the organism in Eukaryota, Metazoa, Chordata, Actinopteri, Perciformes, Percidae. The transcript has 7 exons.